Molecule: messenger RNA, 2605 nt
Organism: Solanum tuberosum (potato)
Lineage: Eukaryota; Viridiplantae; Streptophyta; Magnoliopsida; Solanales; Solanaceae
Exons: 3
Coding region: 140-1327 (395 amino acids)
Source: RefSeq, a predicted model, not a curated record
CUGAGCUCACAAAAUUGAUCUUAAGUUUCAUCUUCUUCGUCUUCGACUUCGUAGUUUCCAUCUCCGUCUCCUUCGUCCGCCAUCGAUUUCUAACCCUUUGUCACCGCCUCAAGAAAAGUAAGACAUUUCUUGAACAAUCAUGGAGAAUUCUAGGAAUAGAAGAUGGAUGGAUUACAGUAGAGUCAGUAAAGAGUAUUUAGAUGGAGUAGAAAAUUUUCUAAACCAUGCGUUUCGUGAAAAUCAUAAUGGAGGAACAAUUUCAUACCCCUGUACAAAAUGUGUGCUCUAUUAUCAAGUAAAUCGAGCAGUGGCAUAUGAUUAUCUUGUCGUUAAUGGUAUUAUGCCAUUAUAUAAUACUUGGUUUUGUCAUGGAGAGUCUCUCAAUCGAUCAACUAGUACUGAAGAAAAUAAUGACAGACAAGAAGCUUUAAGGAGCGCUGAUAUGAGAGAAAUGAUACAUGAUGUUUUUGGAAGCUUCAUCCAGUUCAAUGAUAAUAUUAGUGAAAGGGAAGAGAUAGCGCCAAAUGUAGAGGAAAAUGCUCCUCAUCCAUCAAGAUUUCAACCUCAUCCAGAGAUAGAUAAGUUUGAACAACUCAUGAGAGAUUCAAAUGAAGAACUUUACCCUGGGUGCAAAAAAUUCAGUAAACUAUCAUUUGUGCUUCAACUAUACCGUAUAAAACUAUUAUUCAAAUGGUCGAAUGAGUCUUUUAAUGCCUUGCUUGGUUUAUUGAAGGAUGCAUUACCUGAGGGUGAGAAGUUGCCUUCUUCAUUUUAUGAGAGCAAGAAGAUUAUUGAGGGCUUGGGGUUAAAUUACAAAAAGAUUCAUGUUUGUCCCAAUGAUUGCAUGCUUUUUAGGAAUGAGUUUGCUAAGAAGGAUGUCAAUGAAUGCUUAAUUUGUGGGGCUUCUAGAUGGAAAAACAGUGUCAAAAAGAUUCCAGCCAAGGUACUAAGACACUUUCCUCUAAAACCAAGACUACAAAGGUUAUAUAUAUCUUCAAAAAUAGCUAAAUUGAUGCGAUGGCAUCACGAAGAAUGGAAUAAGGAUGGAGUUCUUCGACAUCCUGCAGAUUCUGAAGCUUGGAAAGCUUUUGACAUCAGACAUCAAGAAUUUGCUAAAGAUCCUCGCAAUGGUCGGUUAGGAUUGGCUAGUGAUGGUUUUAAUCCUUUUGGUACUAUGCGAAGUGUUUACAGUACAUGGCCGGUGAUUUUAAUGCCAUAUAAUCUUCCACCAUGGUUGUGCAUGAAAGAAGACUUCUUCAUUCUAUCCUUGCUCAUUCCUGGACCAAAAGGACCCGGAAAUAAUAUUUAUGUCUUUCUAGAACUUUGAUAGAAGAGUUAAAUGAUUUGUGGUCUGUGGGGACAAAAACCAUUGAUUCCUUUUCUAACGAGACAUUUCAAUUGCGAGUUGCUCUCAUGUGGACCAUAAAUGAUUUUCCAGCAUAUGGUUCUCUAUCAGGAUGGUGUACUAAUGGUCAAUUUGCAUGCCCCUGCUGCAACAUAAACACUCAAUCUAAAUGGUUGAAACAUGGUAAAAAAGUUUUGUUUCAUGGGCCAUCGGCGUUUCUUGAUGCAAGGACAUAAAUAUCAAAAUGAUGCAAAAUCAUUUGAUGGGACUAAAGAAUUAAGACCCGCACCUUCUCCUAUAUCUGGGUCACAAGUUCUAAAUCAAGUUAAAGGCAUAAAGUUCACCCUUGGUCAGUUAAGUAAAAAGGCAAGCGGGGUGAUGAAAAACACAUGAAAAAAAAAGAGUAUUUUUUUCAACCUUCCUUACUGGGAGUAUAAUUUGGUUCUUCAUAACCUUGAUGUGAUGCAUAUAGAAUAGAAUGUGUGUGAUAACUUGAUUUAUACAUUAUUGGGUCUUGAUAAAAAAUCAAAAGACAAUGUGGAAGCUCGAUUGGACUUAAAGGAGAUGAAUAUAAGACCAGCCUUAUGGCCUCAACAACGAGCUAGUGGAAGGACAUAUCUUCCUCCUACUUAUUUUACAAUGUCGCCGAAAGAAAAGAGGUUAUUCUACGAAGUAUUAGAAAAUGUUAAGUUUCCAUAUGGCUAUGCAUCUAAUAUCUCGCGUUGCAUUCGCAAACGAAACUUGUCAGGACUCAAAACUCAUGAUUGUCAUGUUAUAUUGCAAGAACUCCUUCCUAUUGCCUUGAGGAGAUCGGCAGAUAAAAGGGUGACUUCUGUUUUAAUUGAAUUAUGCUCAUAUUUUCGAGUGCUUUGUAGCAAAGUGCUUAAAUUCAAAGAGUUAGAGUUACUGGUAGAAAAAAUUGCACAAACUAUGAGUAAUAUGGAGACCAUUUUCCUACCAUCAUUUUUUACUGUCAUGGUACAUUUGGUUAUUCACUUGGCUUUAGAGGUUAAAAUUGCGGGACCGGUACAAUAUCGUUGGAUGUACCCAAUUGAGAGGUACUUGCGUAAAUUAAAAUCGUAUGUUCGCAAUCUUUCAUGUCCAGAAGGUUCGAUAGCUGAAACAUAUAUUGCGAAUGAGUGUUUGCAAUCUUGCUCACUGUAUAUGGAAGGUGGCGAUUCAAGGUCUUAUUGGACUAGAAAAAGUAAAGAUGAUACUAAACAUGAGAUUGAUAAAGAAGGCUGUCUUUUUCCUACUAUU